This is a messenger RNA of Paramisgurnus dabryanus, 5180 nucleotides long. It is a transcript of the gene sort1b, whose product is annotated as sortilin 1b. Gene Ontology annotation, molecular function: protein binding. The record is from RefSeq and is a predicted model, not a curated record. Gene Ontology annotation, biological process: vesicle organization; Golgi to endosome transport; endocytosis. NCBI's taxonomy places the organism in Eukaryota, Metazoa, Chordata, Actinopteri, Cypriniformes, Cobitidae. Gene Ontology annotation, cellular component: membrane; Golgi apparatus.
AGAAGGCCUUGCAAGGUGCAUUCGUUAUUCUUUCGCCGUUAUUCUCCUUAUCGUUACAGAAGUGUUUGAUACAAAAUAUUGUAUAGUAUCUAGCACAUAGCCUAUUUGUGAAAUUGUCUGCGAUUUUUUUUUAAGAUCCUGGAAGUUGUGUAGCUCAAAUGAAAGGGAUAUGAUAUCAAUGACUGUCAGUGGAUGCUGCACUAAUGAUACUGUAUGAGUAGCAGCGAUCUCUCGCUGUCACAGCGUACCUGUUUUUGUUGAUACUGUCGGCAAGCGCAAGGAGGAAGACUUAACUGAGGACUUUAUGCUUAUUUAAAUACAACAUUCGUUUUGAAAAUACACUAAAAUGGAAAGCCUGAGACACUUUAUUGUUCUUUUAUUAUUUCCCUUGGCUUUUGGCGUGGAUUUUCUUGUGGACCCAGGAUCAUAUAACGCACAACGGAUGUUUGCGAAGACUCCUGUAUCCGCGAGAAGUCUGACCGAGAAGAGAUCAGUCAAAGAUAUUCAUCAUCAUAUCCAGAAAAGAAGCGCCGAUCCUGGAUCAGACUCUUGUAAUGGUUUGGGGGCAUUUGACAGCAAGUUAAUCAGCAAUACGCACGAAUUUAACUUUCAAGAUAUCAGUGGAUCCGUGUCCCUGGCUUGGGUGGGAGACGGAACUGGGGUUGUUUUGGUUUUGACCACAUUUCAGGUGCCAUUCGCAUUCUUGAAAUACGGUCAGUCUAACCUGUACAGGAGUGAAGACUAUGGGAAGACAUUUCAGGAUGUUACAAGGCUCAUUAACAGUACCUACAUCAAUAUUGCCUUUGGGAUUGCCAUCGGUCCUGAGAACUCUGGCAAGGUGAUCCUCACAGGAGAUGCUUCUGGAGGCAGUGGUGCCAGAAUUUUUCGUUCGAAAGAUUUCGGGAGGAGUUUCGUUUUGACAGAAUUGCCCUUCCAUCCACUAAUGCAGAUAAUAUACAACCCUCAAGACACUGAAGUGCUUGUGGCCAUCAGCAACAAGAAUGAUCUCUGGAUUUCUAAAAACUUUGGUGAAAAGUGGGAAAAAAUUCACGAUAUGGUCUGUGUUGUGAAAUGGGGAAUGGAUGCAAUGUUCUUCUCUGCCAACCUUAAUGGAUCCUGCUAUGAUAGAGGGAUGCUGGUGUUGAAGAAGACUACAGACUUUGGCGUUAACAUAAAGACGGUUGCUCAGAAGAUUUAUUCGUUUGGCAUCGGUGGACGCUUUUUAUUUGCCUCUGUUAUGUCGGCAACAGGAGGUGUAGUACAGUCACCAGAAGAGGAUGUGAUGCGUGCGAUACAUGUGUCAGUAGAUCAAGGUGAAUCGUGGAACAUAGCUCAACUUCCUCCUGUCACUCACGAGCAGUUUUACUCUAUACUGGCAGCAAAUGAUGAAAUGGUUUUCAUGCAUGUGGAUGAACCAGGAGACAGUGGGUUUGGCACCAUCUAUGUGUCAGAUGACAGGGGCACUGUUUAUUCCAAGUCUCUAGAACGCCAUCUGUACACGACCCCCGGAGGGGAGACAGACUUCACGAAUGUCACUUCCCUCAGAGGAGUUUUCACUACUAGUGUGUUGUCUGAGGAUGGCUCUGUGCAGACAGUAAUAUCAUUUGAUCAGGGGGGAGAGUGGGUUCCUCUCCAGAAACCAGAGAACACAGAGUGUGUUUCCACUACCACAAAAACGUGUAGUCUACACAUCCAUGCCUCAUACAGCACCUCCAUGAAUAUGAACGUUCCCAUGCUGCCCCUGAGUGAACCCAAUGCUGUAGGACUCAUUCUGGCUCAUGGCAGCGUAGGGGAUGCAAUGUCUUUGAUGACACCUGAUGUGUACGUGUCUGAUGAUGGUGGCUACACCUGGCUCCUAGCUCUGAAGGGUCCACACCACUACGCCAUCCUGGACUCUGGUGGUCUACUGGUAGCUGUGGAGCACAACACAACUUCACCCAUUUCUGAGAUUAAGUUUUCCACAGAUGAAGGGCAAUGCUGGCACGUUUACAAGUUCACCAAGACCCCGAUGUACUUCACAGGGCUGGCCUCAGAGCCUGGUGCCCGUUCGGUGAACGUCAGUCUCUGGGGUUAUGAAGAUUCUAUAAUUAGCAACUGGGUAACUUACACCAUUGACUUUCAAGACCUGCUGACACGUAACUGCAAAGACGAUGAUUAUGUCACGUGGUUGGCACACUCUGAUGACAUCAGCGACCCGGACGACGGUUGCAUCCUGGGUUAUAAGGAACGUUUUCUGCGAGUGAAAAAAGACUCGGUGUGUUGGAUUGGGAGGGAUUACGAGGUCAACAAAGAGCCCACGCCAUGCAAAUGCACGCUAGAUGACUUCCUGUGUGACUUCGGAUACUACCGUAAUGAGAACAGCUCAAUAUGUAUUGAACAGGGUGAUCUCAAAGGUCAUGAUCUGGAGAUCUGCAUACAUGGACAGAAGGAACAGCUAAAGACUACUGGCUACAGGAAGAUUCCAGGUGAUAAAUGCGAGGGAGGGGAACAACCGGAAAGAAAGAUGAUUGACAUGAGCCAAAAAUGCGUCAGUGACCUACUGGACCCUCAGCUGCUGAAAGAUGAGUCUACCUCACACAAAGCCCCUAUCAUUGCACUUGUCAUAGCCGUCCUACUGAUCGGUGCAGUUUUAUUGGUCCUGUUCGUAAAGAAGAAUGUCUGUGGUGGACGGUUUUUGGUACGCAGCUAUUCAGUUUUACAAAAUAACGUAUCAGCCAAUCGCACAGGUGAUGAUGAUCUACUGAACACAGAUGACAUUGUUACGACUAACAACGGUUACCACGAUGACUCGGAUGAGGACCUUCUGCAGUAAAGCUGAGCAUUAGGGUGAGCAGAUGAAGAUACAUGUAGUGUCAUUCAGGCAUUGUUGCUCUUGUCUCUUGCUUCCUACUAAAGCACAAACCAGCUUUCAGAAACUUAAUCUACCAGACGUCUUGCACUUCCUGUUUCUCAACCAAUGCGAGGAAGCAUUAUUGCUUUUCCACGAAUAAGAGGGGAUUCUUAUGAUAGGAGGGUCUUGUGAAUAGCACAGGUAAUAUGAUCUGAUGUAGAGGAACAGUGUUUAAUGGCUUGUGAAAGUUUAAAUUCUUUCCUAUGAUGUUUGUGUAUUUUCGGGUUUUGUUUAAAGAAAGGACUGUCAGUAGGGGUACUGGUAAAAUAUUUCUGCUCUUCUUUUAUGUACAAUUUCCUUCCAUUAGAGCAAUAGGUAUAGUUCAAGCUUACAGUAAUAUCGAUUUUGAGAUUGUUUGGUUCAACAGAAGAGCAUAUAUCAUGAGAUUCAAGCAAAGAUAGGCUUCUGUGAGUCCUUGAGAUAUUCGAUUUGAAAUACAAUGCUACUGAACUGUGUUUAUUAUUAAAUGUGAUCAAAACUUUAGUAUGUAAUUCUCUGCAAGCCACCAGGUGUGUUAAUGAAAAAGCAAUAAAAUGCAGAGAAACAUGCAAUAUUUUUAAUUUUACAAUAAAGGGAGAAUAUUUAACAUAUAAGAUUAAUUUAUCUGAAACUGUGUAGCAAUCUUAUUUUUUAGCCUUUAAGUUUGCGAUAAAGAACGAUUGUAAUCCGACACAUUAACUGUAGAAUAUUAAGGUAAUUUUACCAUUACACUCCUUGUGGUAAAUUUGUAAAUAAGCUCAUGUUUUGGGGUCUUCAGAUCAAGCUAUAAAAGUUAUGCGAAGUUUUUAAGGAAUAUUUUUAUUAAAUAAGCAAUGAUUGAGAUGCAUGUAAAGUAGUGAAGUUGUAGUUUGUGUACAACCUUGCACAUUUUGCCCAUAUCAAACUUUUGUACUGAAAAUUUUUUUUGUGCUGUUAUUGGUUCUCUUCAUGACAUCAGGAAAGUCCUAGAAGUAUAAAAGUCAGUAGCCAGACCGUGGCAAUACUUUUGCAUGUCACCAUUAAAGAGUAACUAAACCCUAAACCAACUUUUUUUAGUUAAUGAUCUGUAAGAAUGAUGCUUUAUUAGUGCUGUUCAUUGAUUUUAGUAAGUUUUUUGACAUUUGGAUACAAAGUGUUUCAAUACUACAAUAUAUGGUGUAAAAACGUCUGAGUGCUGCCCUCUUCAGGUUGAACAGUGGCUACUGCAGUUGAAUUUUCCUAUUGAUGUUGGGUGCAAGAAAUAACUCGUGACGUAAGCAGGUUCAAGCUUACCACGCCCUUGUUACGAUCUCACCACACACUUAGUUCGUCCCCUCUAUCUCCGUUGGGAUCUGCCCACUUUUCUUGCAUUUUUCAAAUAUUGCAGUGGGUGGAGUCAGGCUCUGACCAGGGGUUUAGUUACUCUUUAAAUUCAGUUGUAUGCAGCUGGAUUUAUUGAGCUGAGAACAAAUGUGGUGAUCUAUACUAUUUAAACAUGUCAUUUUAUUUUGAAUAUUCAAAUGCAAUACUAGGUACUUUCUGUUUGAUGUCUAAUACAUUGAGUGUGUAUUUAAAUAUGAAUUCUUCAUAAUUAAUUUUGAAUUUUAAAAAAAAAAAAUCUCAAGUAGUUAAGUUGUACUUGCUAAGUUUACACACAAAUAAUCAAAAAUCCAAUAUUUACUUGGAAGACGACGAUCUCCUUUACAAAGUCUCAGAUUAUGAGUUAUAAAGUGUUUAUUAACUGUGCUUGAGUUAUACAAAAGUCUUGUUUGUUGUGAUUCAAGUGCCUAGCAUGAAGGCAUGGUUUGUGCCUUCCAAAGAAAUACAAAGCUCGUCUUCAAUAAUUCAAAAACAAGACGAAUCUCAUUACCAAUGAUGGUAACAUGAGCUUUGACAAAGAGCGCAUGUGUCCAAUGUUCCAACUGUCAAAAAUAUCUCUGUAUGUGAAUUAUUUAAUUCCUAUUUUAUACAAGUCAGGUUAACAAAGACACCCCUAAGAUUAAGGCAUUAAACAGUUGAUUCUCUUCUCUCACUGCAGAUUACUUGCUAGGUUGCUGUCCAUAUUUGAAGUAAUAAUAAUAAUAAUAAUAAUGGUUGCAAUGCAAAGAGUUUAAUGAUUUUCAUUAUGACUGUGAUUUUAUUUAUAAGAGGUGUACCAUUUUCUUUCUUGUGCAAAAUCAAUGUACAUAGUAGGCCAUUCCAACUUUAAAUCUGUUAUUUUCUCUGUAUAUUUGGACCAGAAUUGUUUGUUUGAAAUAAACUGAUUUGUCUCAUUUAGCAUUUUGUUAUUUUUGCUUCAUUUGACGCACAGAAGAUAAAGUAAUUCUGUCUG